Molecule: messenger RNA, 4197 nt
Organism: Bactrocera oleae (olive fruit fly)
Lineage: Eukaryota; Metazoa; Arthropoda; Insecta; Diptera; Tephritidae
Gene: comm3
Product: comm3
Biological process (GO): axon guidance
Source: RefSeq, a predicted model, not a curated record
GAUUGAUACAUUACAUUACAUAUGCUAACAAUUAUAAUUAAAAUAUUAACCAUACAUGUACAUACGUAUGUAUAUAUUUUAUUACUAUGUUCCAUUUUUAAUUAAAAUUUAUGUUUUGAAUAUUACUUUGCUAAAUUGCAGCAACAAAUCACAAAACAAUGGCAUUUUAUCUUUGCUGGCAUCAUACCACCGAAGCAAUGCAUGCACAUGUUGUCUCUUCAAAAUUUGUGUGCAAAUGAAAACAACUCUGAAACCACCAUACUGACAGUUCAUUGCUAGCAAUGUAUGACAGGAAAUGUAUUUAGACAUCAAUUGCUAACCGUUGACAAUAUUGCUAGCAAUUCAGUUUUUUAGCAAUAUUUAAUUUCCUGGCAUCUAGACUUUUUUUUACUUUACUUACUACGCCUCUGCUUUUCGUUUAAGAAUAUGUUAUUUAAAAAUUAUUUUUAGAACAUUUCAAAAAUAUGAAUGUGGAAAGAUGAAAUUCACUCCAACACACACGCACAAUCACGGGCUUAAAUAUGAAAUUUACAUAUUAAUGUAAAGUAGGUACAAAUGUUCGACUAAUAUCAUUCAAUUUCGUACAAAAAAAAAUUUUGCUUUAAAAUAUUCAAUUUUUAUGGAGCAGUAAAUUACUUACAAGUCUAUGAACUUCGCAAUUUAAAAUGAUGGUUUUACAUUAAGUUAUAAAUUCACAAGAAACAACAAAUUUACUUUAAAAUACUCAAAUUUCAAUCGUAACGGUUAAGUUUACGAAAAACCCGUAAGAGCCUAUAUUUUAGAGCAUUCAAUUUCCCACAAAAUCUAUGAAACGAGAUAUUUUUUCAAGCAGUUAGAAGCGAGAUAUGAAUUUUUCUUUUUUCUCUCUGAUAAUAAGAACAAAAUAGAAAACCGUUAAGUGGAGGAUCUUCCCGCUCAUAUUUGGAGAGCCUUUCUUAAAGGUAUAUGUCAACUAAUUUUUUAGAGUACAAAGCCAAAAAAAUUCGUUUUUGAUCCACCCUAGUGUACAUAUGUAUAUAAUGUAUCCCGUAGAUAUGUGUGUGUAUAUAAAAGAGUAAAUAUUUGUGUUAAUGAUAACUACACAUACAUACAAAUACACACUUACAUACUUAUAUAUGUAUACAUAUCUUGAUAUGAAAAACAGUGUUACACAUUAAUAUUGAGAUCAGUUAGUUGGUAACAUACAUUCAUACUAUUAUAUAAAUGUUAGUGUGUCACUUCAUUGAAUUUGAACCUUCAAGCCAUCUGACUUAAUGGCCUGUAAUCACUGUUCUUGAGUAUUUCAUCAAAAUAGUGACGCAAAGGGCAAAUGCCACAGUGAUAAAGAGCAAAGCAAAAACUUAAAUGUUCUAGACACAAAUAUAAAAAAACAGCGCGUACUCGCACUAAUGCCCUCCUUCCCCACUGAUCGACAUUGAAUGGCGCACCAUAGAUUUGAUCUCAUUUCGUUUUUUGUUUAUUUUAUUUACGAUUUCUUACGCUUGGCAGUGUCACCACCUAAGAGCCGCCGCUCCCCUAAUAACGCCAUCGAACGCUUGGCAAUUGCACCGCGCGCAUGCAUCGCGACAAACCGCGCGUCUUCGUCGCUUAUCUAACCACUUGAGUUCACUUGAGCAAUUCUCAUUCCAGUACUUCCCUGCCUCUGAUUGCGGGUCGUUUAUUCGCAUUCGGCACGUCUGUUGUUCGUCUUUGUUUGUUUUGAUUGGAAUGCUUUUGUUGCUUUGUACGCGUACGUCGCUCUCAGCCGACGCCGCGGUCCUCUGAUCAUCUGAAUAAAAUAAAAUUAAUACUUAAGUUAGCUGGUUGAAUCCGCUAGCGACACAGUUAAUUGUUGCAAACAUUAUAGGCAACCGAGUGUACGAGCGCACUUCUCAUCCACGUUAGCCGCCGGAUUCAUAUUUCUUUCCAUCUACUCCUUGCAUAUUCAAUGCGCUGGUCGCCGCAUUUCGAUCGAGCAUCCACCUAAUCGUUGCAAUAUGAAGCUGCGCGAAUAAAGUCGAUAAAAUCGAUAACAGCACUCUGGCCAAAUAAUCCAAUCAAUUAAUGGAACUCAGUGAUAAUAUUUACAAUACAAAAUCUUAAAUAAAACACAUUCAAAACUCGAAAAUCAACAGCUUCUUAAAGCUAACUUCUACCUCAUAAUAACUACAUAAACAUAUAUUGUACAUACUCGUACAUACAGACCAUAUGUACAUGUAUUUAUAUUAUUUAUAAAGCAUAAGUACAUACAAAAGGAACACAGAAGACGACAGCAUGUCCGAACUGCAAGUAAUCUCCACAAAUUACACAACCACCUCCAAAGACACACUGGAGCUGUUCGAGCUGCCACAGAAUUAUUCCGUACUCAUUAAUAAGUUAGAACGUCUGGCAUUGGGUUUGGACUCGGCCUUAGGUAAUCUCUCAUUGGAUCGCAAAGAAAUCGAGGUGGCUGUGGGUGGUUCAAAAGAAUUUCUGGACCCAUUCAGUGGUCCAACGGCGGGUGGUCAUCUACAGCCGGCCCGCAGCACAUACAACCAUCAUGAGACCGAAAUACCGUUGGUAGUGAGUGACAUCUGGAUUGGUGUCAUACUGACGCUGCUCAUUGUAUCGGUGAUUUUCUUCAUUUGUUCCUGCUUUCUAUAUCACAAAUUCCAAGAGUGGAAGAAUUCAUAUAGAACAAAUCCCGAACCCGUGGAGAUAUGUCGUCACUUCCCGCCAGAUUACGAGGUGGAAUCUCUUCCAUCUUAUACCAUUGUCUCAGGGCUGCCAACUUAUGAUGACGCUUUGGAAGAAUUUCGAAAAGCGGGCAUUAUUCUAACUUCACCCAUGCCAGUGGUGAAGAUAUUUGAGAAAGAUCCAGCGGUCGCUGGCAACUCGGGCAAAGAGAAUCAAAUCUUCAAUAUGGAAAACGGCGUGAGCCCCGACAACGACAACGUCUCGGUCACUUCGACGUGCACUUGUGGAGCGGCGAACAAUACAAACUCUAAUAAUCCAAACUCGAUAUACACUGUGCCCUCGGCACUUGCACCACAAGUCAUCGAACUAUCACCCGAACAAUUGGCGGCCCUGUCACAAAAACGCCUUUCGUUACAAAUCACCUUCAACAAUUCCGUGCGUCGCAAUUCCCGGCCCCGUGGUAUCGAUCUCUAUCGCCAGGUGAAUCGGAAUAAUUUGCUGCGCUCACAAGCUGUUGCUGCCGCCGCCGCUGCCCGCGAUGGAUUCCCACAAAUUCACCGCUCCUCGUCGACACUAGCUUUGUCCAAUGAGCCGAAUAUGUUGGAUCGACACCUGAUGCAACACCUGCAACACCGGGGCUCUCUCUAUUAAGCAUAUGAGAAAAACUGCAUUCGUCGCCAAGAAUAUACCAUUAUUAACUAUUCUUAUACGAAUAUACUUGAUGAUUCAUUAUUGAACUACAAUAUUUAAUAUACUUACUCGUGUACAUACACGUUAAUAUGUUAAAUGUAAAAAAUUUUCUUACAAUUAGUAUUUUAAAUGUAGGUAUGUAUAUUUAGUUGGAACUGUAAUAACAUAUGCACAUAAGUAUGUAGAUGUAAUACUGUAAAAACUCAGUUAAUAAAAAUAUAUAUACAUGUAUAUAAUUAUAUAAAUACUCAUAUGUAUCACUAAUUUUAAUUGGAAGCCUAUAUCUCUCAAAACUCUUCCUGAGAAUCAGCUGGAGUUUCAUUCCACUUGGACCAAACUUUUCGGUUGAACGUAUUUCGUUUUUAAAUUGUGGACAAAAAAGGGAUCUAUCCAAGAUCGAAGAACAAUAAAAGCGAUGAACUUUCCCAGAUGCAUUUAUAUCAAAGAAAACCAAGGAGAAACUGUCCGCAACAUUUUAGUUUCGAAAUUCCCAAAUAUAAGCUCUUAAACUAAGUUUUAUGAAAAAUUCUUAAUUGUUUUUUGCGCGUUUUAUGACGUGAAACGUAUGGAUCGCCAAAAGUUAUUAAGAAAAUUUAAGCAAAUACUAUUAUCCUCAAUUUAACACGUAUAAAUAAAGACGGAAGAAAAGAGCCAAGAACAAGUAUAAAUAAAUAAAAACCUAGUUCCCUAGAAAAUUUGAAUUAUUGAACCAUUUUGUGUUUAAAAAGGGAGUUACAGUUACAACAUAACCGAUUUUGAGUAUCAAGAAUACGCCGAUUUUUGGUGUGCACCUGUGUUGUGUAUUAAUCGAGCAAAGGGGUUCUCCAAUUCCAGCUCGAACCUGCGAACGAC